ACAAAAACAUCGGCACGUAAGUUAGGAACUGAGAACUUUUGGUUCUAAACUUUAACUUAACUUAACUUCAGUGCCUUCCUGGCACCACCAUGGGUGCUUUCGAGUGGCCAUGGGAAUAUUCGUUUCCACCAUUUUUCACAGUGCAAGUUCAGCCAAAAACCAAAGAACAGCAGCUUAACACUUGGAAGGAGCUGGUGCUAAAUUAUCAGCGACACGAGCGGCAGGCGCUGCUCAACAUUGCCGAAGAUACUCCGCUGUUCGUGAAUAAGGAGCUGUCGCGUAAGCUUUCGUCGGACGGCCGACUGUGGGUGUUGGAGGAGCUAGAGAAAACGGGUCACGCUGCCCCGAUCGACAAGCGGAAGCAGCAGUGGGAAGUCUACUGGCACACACUGGCCGAGUGGGCCAACCUCGUGCACGACUGGGCCACCGCUAACGGGAUGACAAACACGGUGUGCACCAUUUACGAACUGGUGGCUGGCGACACCAGCGUCGGUGAGGAGUUUCACGGGAUCGAUCAGGGAGUUUUUAAAAAGAUACUGAAAACACUCGAAGCACGGGGACGCUGUGAGUUGAUUGCGUUCGACGACAACGAGGGAGUGAAAUUUUUCUGAGCAAUGAAAGCCACCGGAGCACCAGAACAGGAUCGGAAAUCAAACAGAUGCAUACAAUGUGAUGGCGGCGCCAAUAAAACGCAACG
Messenger RNA from Anopheles bellator, 697 nucleotides. It is a transcript of the gene Vps25, whose product is annotated as vacuolar protein-sorting-associated protein 25. Gene Ontology annotation, cellular component: ESCRT II complex. The record is from RefSeq and is a predicted model, not a curated record. NCBI's taxonomy places the organism in Eukaryota, Metazoa, Arthropoda, Insecta, Diptera, Culicidae. Gene Ontology annotation, molecular function: structural molecule activity; protein homodimerization activity. The coding region runs from base 90 to 611 and encodes 173 amino acids. Gene Ontology annotation, biological process: protein transport to vacuole involved in ubiquitin-dependent protein catabolic process via the multivesicular body sorting pathway. The transcript is spliced from 2 exons.